Molecule: messenger RNA, 7948 nt
Organism: Epinephelus fuscoguttatus (brown-marbled grouper)
Lineage: Eukaryota; Metazoa; Chordata; Actinopteri; Perciformes; Serranidae
Gene: rbpjb
Product: recombination signal binding protein for immunoglobulin kappa J region b
Exons: 11
Coding region: 157-1629 (490 amino acids)
Biological process (GO): regulation of transcription by RNA polymerase II; Notch signaling pathway
Cellular component (GO): MAML1-RBP-Jkappa- ICN1 complex; nucleus
Molecular function (GO): RNA polymerase II cis-regulatory region sequence-specific DNA binding; DNA-binding transcription activator activity, RNA polymerase II-specific
Source: RefSeq, a predicted model, not a curated record
UCCCCUUUCUCUCUCCGUCUUCCUCACCCACCCCCUUUCUCUCCGUCUCCCUCGUCCCUACACCUCCAGUCUGCUUCUGUUGUCUCGGCGGAUUGUUGGGCUGUGGGAGAGAAAGGAUAUCGCGAGUAUUGGAGUUUUGGUGAGAGUUUGUGGAAGAUGGCGCCUGUUGUGACAGGGAAGUUCGGGGAGCGCCCUCAGCCACUGCGCCUAACAAGAGAAGCGAUGAGGAAUUACCUGAAGGAGCGAGGUGACCAAACUGUCAUGAUCCUGCACGCAAAAGUUGCACAGAAAUCCUACGGCAAUGAGAAAAGGUUCUUCUGCCCUCCUCCCUGUGUUUACCUGAUGGGCAGCGGCUGGAAGAAAAAGAAGGAGCAGAUGGAGCGGGACGGCUGCUCCGAGCAGGAGUCGCAGCCCUGUGCCUUCAUCGGCAUCGGCAACAGCGACCAAGAAAUGCAGCAGCUUAACUUAGAGGGAAAGAAUUAUUGCACAGCCAAAACCUUGUACAUAUCCGACUCCGACAAGAGAAAGCACUUCAUGUUGUCUGUCAAGAUGUUCUACGGCAACAGCGCUGACAUCGGUGUCUUCCUCAGCAAGAGGAUCAAAGUCAUCUCCAAGCCCUCCAAAAAGAAGCAGUCGCUCAAAAACGCUGACUUGUGCAUCGCAUCAGGGACCAAGGUGGCACUGUUCAACCGGCUUCGGUCCCAAACAGUCAGCACGCGCUACCUACACGUGGAGGGCGGCAACUUUCACGCCAGCUCCCAGCAGUGGGGCGCCUUUUACAUCCACCUGUUGGAUGACGAGGAGUCAGAAGGAGAAGAGUUCACUGUGAGAGACGGUUACAUCCACUACGGCCAGACAGUCAAACUGGUUUGCUCCGUCACUGGCAUGGCCCUGCCCAGACUGAUCAUCCGUAAAGUGGACAAGCAGACGGCGCUGCUCGACGCCGACGACCCCGUCUCCCAGCUCCACAAGUGUGCCUUCUACCUGAAGGACACAGAACGCAUGUACCUGUGCCUUUCCCAAGAAAGGAUCAUCCAGUUUCAAGCCACUCCAUGCCCAAAGGAACCAAACAAGGAGAUGAUCAACGACGGCGCCUCCUGGACAAUCAUCAGCACAGACAAGGCUGAAUACACUUUCUACGAGGGCAUGGGCCCUGUCCACUCUCCUGUCACCCCCGUGCCUGUGGUAGAGAGCUUACAGCUAAACGGUGGAGGCGACGUCGCCAUGCUGGAGCUGACAGGACAGAACUUCACUCCAAAUCUGCGGGUCUGGUUCGGAGACGUUGAGGCCGAGACCAUGUACAGGUGUGCGGAGAGCAUGCUGUGCGUGGUGCCUGACAUCUCCGCCUUCCGCGAGGGCUGGCGCUGGGUGCGGCAGCCUGUCCAGGUGCCCGUCACGCUGGUUAGGAACGACGGCAUCAUCUAUUCCACCACACUGACCUUCACCUACACGCCGGAGCCCGGGCCGCGGCCACACUGCAGCGCCGCGGGGGCCAUCCUGCGGGCCGGGAACGCCAGCCUGCUCAGCAACAACAGCCAGGAGGCCGGCGCCGGCGUCUACGGCCCCAACAGCACCUCCAGCGCGGGAGUCACAUCCUCAUCCUCCACCGCCGCAGCCGUGGUCUCCUAACGCACACAGGGGGCCACUCAAUACGUAUAUGCCUUGAGAGCAGAUGUACCACAAGGUAUAUAAAGACUAUGGGAAAUAAUAAACAAAGACUGACUCACUCUAAAGUGCUGCGUAAUUUUGGAUACAAAGAAGCUGAAAUGGAAAAAAAAAAAAUUCGGUGGGAGAAACGGAGCAGGGGAAAUCUGAAGGAGGAGUGACAUCACAAGCCGACGGGAAUAAGUGCUCCUUGACACGCCCCCCCCCCUCUCCUGUGGUUACUUUAGGGACCUGCCUAUCCAGUUCUGGUGUUUGGAAUGAGUGAAGUUCCUGCAGGCUCAGAGCACCAGCACCUUUCUACGGCUGCGAAAAACCACAACAACAAUACAUCCACAAAAUAAAAAAAUCUCCUCAAAGUAUAUUUUUGCGCCGCCCUGCUCCCCUUCCUCCUCCUCCUCCUCCUCCUCCUCCUCCCCCUCCCACCACUUGUUUUAUAAUUAUUCCUUUUGUGUUAUUUUGCAUUGAUUUGUGGUUUCCUAAAGGGGGCUGGAUGUAUUGUUGUUGGAGGGAGGAUGCAGAGGGACACACAUAAAAAACGUGACGAUAACAUAGUUUUUAUGGACCAAGGAUCUUGUAUAAGCUUUAGUAAAGGUACAUUUUUCUCCAUACCUUUUUUGUAUUAAACAUAUAGUACACUUUUGUUACCAAAUAGUUUCUAUUCUUCCUCUGAGCUUGGGCUUUGUUUUCCCCCCUUUGAGGUCCAAAAUCCCAACCUGUAUGUUAUUACGACCUUACUACAAACAAACGCCUGCUUUUUCAAUCUUUGGAUUGAUUUUUUUUUUUUUUUUAUACUCUUGCUUCUUCUGUUGGGAAAAAAAAAAUCUGAAGUCUGGGUUGUUUAUUUACAUAAGCGAAGGUUGUUUUUGUUUUGUUUUGUUUUGUUUUUUUAAAUUGGGGAAUAACCUCAGAGGGCCUAUGUUUUAUCAUUGGUUUUUAUGAAGUCUUUAAAAAGAAAAGCUUUAAGCAACGCCUCUGCCUUGCCUGCAAUACUCUAUGUGCGCUAUGUCUCCUUCGGAAAGUAUACACAUCAGUACAUCUCACAUGGAGCCAUAGCAACACUUUGCAGAAUACGUGAAAAACUAGACUUCCACGGUUACGAGAAACGAGUCAAACUAAUGUAACAAAGCGUAGUCGUUGACUUCAAAGGAUAGCCUUAGUACUGUAUAUUCUUACUGUGUACACAGUCAAACCGCUCACAUAUCUAAUAUUCUGUAUCUGUUGCUCUAUCGGUCACUGUUAACGUAUCAGAGGCUACGUUCACAUCACGGGGCUCAGCGCUCAAGUCCGAUUGUCUCUCCAUAUCCGAUUUAUCUGCCUGGACUGUUCACAUUCAUGUGCGUUGGACAAAAAACGUCACAUUUGCGAAACAUAGACGUGAAGGCUUACUUUCCCAAAGGAUUACCGCUGCAGGAACGUCCGAUGAUGUCAUUCAGCAUGCUGAUUAGCCAGUUGCUUCUGUUUGGGAGAGUGUGGAGUAGUUUUGGAGCGACGCCCAUUUGUUUUCGGAAUACCAGGCUGUCGUACAAAUCGGCUUUCGGUCCACUAGCUCUGUUAGCAAAUCUGUGGAGAGUCAGAAGUGUCGGGUCACGAUAGGAACAGUUCUUCCAAACCCAAACAGCCACUUUUAGGGGCUGAAAAAAAUAGGCUAAUGUCAAAACUGCAGUUCCUCUAAUGACCACUAGAGGCUGGCUCCAAAGCGAGUCAAUCCCCAUAGACCACCAUGUUAAAAUGCCCAACUUUACAGAAGAAAUAAACUUGUUAACAGCCUGGUACAAAAAUGGUUUUAGUCUCUAUAGCUAAUUUCACCAUCCGUGACAACUGUACAGGUGUUUGUUUAAGGGCGUGGCCGUUAUGAGUGAUUGACUGUCUGCCGAUAGUGUCCUUGGCUUCUCAGUCAGAUCCAGCCCUCGCUCUUCCAUGUUAACGUCCAUGCCGCUGGUUCCAAAUAUCCAAGAUGGCAAUGGCUACAUGCUGAACUGGAGGUUUCAGACUGGCACUCUACAAACCAGUGGGUGAUGAUAUGGUAGCUACAGCUGAAGUGAGUUCCUCCGUGGGGUGUCUGGGCUCAGCCUUAGAGAUAGGGUAAGGAGCUCCGCCAUCUUGAGGGAGCUCGGAGUAGAGCCGCUGCUCCUUCGUGUUGAAAGGGGUCAGUUGAGGUGGUUCGGGCAUCUGAUGAGGAUGCCUCCUGGGCACCUCCCGUUGGAGGUGUUCUGGCCACGUCCCACUGGUAGGAGGGCCUGGGGGAGACCAAGAACACACUGGAGGGAUUACAUAUCUCAUCUGGCCUGGGAACGCCUUGGGGUCCCCCAGGAGGAGCUGGAAAGAAUUGCUGGAGAGAUUGACGUCUGGGGGGCUUUGCUUUGCCUGCUUCCCCUGCAACCCGGCCCUGGAUAAGCGGAUUAAAAUGGGUGGAUGGAUGGUAGCUACGUCCAUUAUUUUAUACAGUCCAUGUCCAAACCCCCAGCUGAGGUCCGGAUUAAGCCCCAGUUGUCCUCAAAUUCUAGAAACACCCCUGUGUACACCCAACCUGUGCGGGGCUGGAUUUGACUUGUUUAUUCAUUUUAUCUGAUACAUAUUAUUAAUGUUUGUUUGUUAACUGGCCCCUGGCCUCCUGCCCUUUUACAAAAGUGGGCCGUAGGCCAAGCAAGUUGAGUAUCCCUGCUUUGGGACGUCCAGGUCUAUUUUCCAAUAUCUCUCUCGGUGCCUCAUAACAACGCCGUCACGGCAUGAAAAUACUUGGCAGUUGGGCUCUAUUGGCAAUCCUGCCGCGGAGGCAACACGGCAGCCGUCUGUAGCUUAAACCCUGGAUGUAUAAAGAGACCUGGAUACAGCAUUUGAGGCGGGGCCCUGUUCAUUCCUAUGAAAGUCCAUCAGUAGUGCAUGAAGCCAAGAAAGCUUGAUGUUUCUGCUGUAUGAAAAUACCUAGAUCUUCCAUACUGUGGGUACCCUAGAGACCUCCACCGGCUGAGCAGCUAGCUAACUUGAAUGGGGAUGAAAAUUUAAUCAUGAGGCUCGUCUAGACUUUCGAGAUGUUAUCGGACUGAAUGGAUCAAAGUCCACAGGGGUUGUGGUGCUCAAAAAAAAAACUAUCCACUGAUUUACAGACAGCUCUCUACCAGUCUAAGUCUAUGGGAAAAAGUGUUUCUGGGCCCAGUGGCGUCACCUAGUGGACCCAGAAGUUGUACUUCAUGUUUCGCUGCUAUGUAAAAUUGGCUUCAAAGCCUGGUGCUGUUUUCGGGGGACUUGGGUUUAAUGGACCGCUCUGACUCUACAUGGUGAAGAACGACAUGGAAAAACAUGGAUGUAUGAAGAGAAAUAGACGAGUUCUGAUGGUGACCGUUCUCGCAGCGGUCGCCAGUGAUCGGAUCUAGGAGCACAUGAGAAAGUGGCCCAGAUCCGAGUGGAAGAAAAAGGAUUUCUGCGUCCACACCACUCUGGAAAUAUCCGAUCUGUGUGACUUGAGAGCUAAAAGAAAUCAGAUUUGAGCCUCAGUUGCUGGUGAUGUGAACGUAGCCGUAAUGUAGUGAAACUUCGUCUGUCAAAGCUGCACCUAGCGAGGUGUCUUCCAGUGUGUGCUGUAGUUCUGGUGGCAUUUAACUCCAGUGGUUCUCCAAAAAAAAAAAGACAAAAAAAAAAACACUUUACAAUUUGAUGUGGCCUUACCGAUAACUUCAAUUCCAUUAAAAAAAAACAACAAAAAAAACUUCACCUUUUCUUCUCUGCUGUUUACUCACGUUGGAAGAACCUGUGCUUAGCACAAAGACAAGCUGAUGCCUCGCUUCUUAUCACAGGAGCUCUGCUGUCCUCGGGCUCGUCGCUGCGGCUCCAGAUCCACCCUGUCAUGCAAAAAGCAGCCUUCAGAAGGAUUUACUCAGCCUUCGCCUGUUCUCAUUUGGUGUACAAGUACAAUAAAGCCCGUUUUUUAUUCUCAUGCGGUGCCCAGCACCUUCUCACUUUUGGUACAAUGUCUCACGAGCGCUGUAAGCUCCCUUUUUCAGCCUUCUUUUUAAAACAAAAAAAAAUAAAUAUAUCUCCUGUGGUUUAUUAUCUUUGCAGAAACAAAGCGUGUGUACGUUGUCACUGUCCGAGUAGUUGCACUCAUCCGUGUUCAUGCCGACCGCGUCUCCUGUAGGAGUAUAAAGGCCUUCUAAAUGUGUGUUAUUGAAGAUGUGCAUUUUCCAAACAGAACAGCAAUAUUGUACAGGUCAUUUCAUGGUUUAUCUGUCCGCCUGAGCACUAGUUCACCAGCCAGCAAAUACGUGUGUGUGUGUGUGUAUGUGUGUAUGUGUGUGUGUGUGUGUGUAGUUGCUGUAAUGGAAUAUUGAGUCAGACUCGCUCCAUUUCAAAGUGUUCAAACUUCUCUCCAAAAAAACAAACUUGAGAUUCACGGGGUUUUAUCUGUCUUCCACCAGGAUCCAAAUGUCUGAUGAUAAUAAUAAUCGUGGAGAAAACAUUCAAAGGCAAUACGUGUGAUCUUAGUAUUACAGUACGACUGUAAACACUUCCGGGGAAAUUAAAAAGAAAAUAACUUGAAUGUCUGCUUAUUAAUGAAGAAUUUUUACAAACCUUUGAAAUAGGAACAAAAAAGGAUUGCACCCCCUUCGAUGUAAAGAAAAGGAUUUAAGUUAUGCCCCCGCGUUUCGCCACCCUCGCCCACCUGUCGGUCAUUAAUGUUAAAUGUUUUAUAUUGUAAUAUUGAUAUUUUUUAAAUUAUUGGUACAAAGUCUCCCCUUGUCUUAUGUCAGAAUUAAAAAAAAGUGCAUUAUUAUUGCCCGUGCUGCCUAGGUUGGCCUGGGAGUUUUUUAAAAAAAGAGGCCACUUCCUGUCCAUUCUGGAAAACGUUGAGGAGUUGUAGGUGCAGCGGCGGCGGCAGUGUAGCGUCAAAAUAUCACGCGCUCCUUCACGAGCUGCAGGUCAACCCCUGAAACCCUUUACUCUGCAGGAUGGAGGUCACAAAAUCUUAACUGUAGAUUUUUAACUUGAGUGUUUUUUCUACUAGCUCUAAAAAUUCAGCGAGUUUUUAACAUAGCCUCUGCAUUAGCAUCACCCUUCCUCUUCCUCUUCCUCUCCCCUCCCUCCUCCUCCUCCUCUUCCUCCCUUGAGCUUGGAUAUUUUUGGGUUUUUGUUUACAUGCUGAGUCGCCUCUUACGGCUAACCACCUCUGGCUCCUCUUCAUCUCCUCACGCGAGUCUGAACAGAGCAGCUUUUGUCACAUCCGCUCAAACUAAUAAAGGGGGUGAUGCAUGCUUUUUCAAAAAAAUGUGUCGCCUUGACAAUCUGAGCUGGUUUACAGUUUUCGGGAGGAUGUCUCACUUGUAACGAGCUAUCAAAAGGGGUCAAAAAGAAAAUGUUACAUGCCUUCUUAGAAUCGCACGCUGCAUUAACCUGGCGACAAAGCUUUCAGAGAGGAAAGAAAAGAAUCAUUAGCGAUGCUUUUACAGAAAAAUAACCGGUUCUCUUUGUGUGUCUGGUCAUAUUUGUUUUUACUCUUCCAAAAGCAGCUGUUCUUGUGUUUGUUUGUUUUUUUUAUAAUGAGCUCUGAACAAUGUAUGUAUCCUCUAAUAUGCCAAAUGUCUUUUAUAAUGUAGUUUUCAUGCACUGCUAAACAAAACAGGGCAGAGUGAGAGGCAGCUUUAAACAGAUAACUUUAGAAAAAGAAGAAACAAAAAAAAGGAGUGUGGAGCCCUUCUCUGUCGCACUCAGCCUUACUUUCUCCUUAAGACUAUUUGGCUGUUUGCACUACAGAGCGCUAACCUUUCUUUACUCUCACACAUUCAUCCUCACUCUUUCAUGUUCAUGUAUGUACAUUUGGAGUUUCCUCCCUUUUCCUUCUUGUUUUUAACAGCCUGUUAUGCUUAGCUUUGCUCCAGUUGAAUCACUUUUUUCGUUCCUCUUCCUCCUCCUCCUCCUCCUCCUCCUCCUCCAUGUCCUUUCACUCUCACUGUAUCUGUGUAUUAUUCUAGUAAAUGGUAAGCAGAGGUGUCAUUGUGGUAGUAUACUCAGUGCUCAAAGGGUUGCUGAUGGUAGAAACCUGUGCCGUUUGUAACAUUUUAGCAAUAACGUCAAAAACAAAGGGGACGGUUUUGUUUUUUUUGUUUUGUUUUUCUUUUGUUUUUUUUUUGUUUGGUUUUUUUAUAACAUACGUUAGUUUUGUUUUUGUACAUAUUGCAGCUCCAGAUCAUGCUCAAAUCUGUAUGUCAUUAAAAGAAGAAAAGAAAAAAACGAGAAAAAAAAACUUGCAAUAUUGGCAUAAAAAUGAGAAAUAAAAAAGUGAUAUAAAAUC